Messenger RNA from Eupeodes corollae, 551 nucleotides. RefSeq lists its product as uncharacterized. The record is from RefSeq and is a predicted model, not a curated record. Lineage: Eukaryota; Metazoa; Arthropoda; Insecta; Diptera; Syrphidae. The coding region runs from base 78 to 551 and encodes 157 amino acids. The transcript is spliced from 2 exons.
GUUCAGAACAGCAAAUUGCCUAACAAAUAAUUCAAAAUGUGCAGGCUGAACAAAGGGCAAGUCUACAGUCCAUCGAAAUGGGUCUGGGGGCAUUAAAAGUGGAUUCCGUCGAAAAUAAGCAACUCCUUGAAAAGUUCAUGGCUAAUACGGAGGUUAGCUUGAACCUUAUUAUCGAGAAGCUGUGCCUUGGAGUUGAGCGGGUGGAUACAGCUGAAAUUCCCGACAGCUUGUUGCCCAUCAAAGAUCACGCCCAGAUGGAUGAACUGGAAGAAAAAAUUGGAGCUGAUCCAGUUUUUAAGCGAGCCUUAAUUCGGAAACUCAGCACAUUUGGAGGAGUAAACGCGAAUAAAACUGUUCGCACAAUGUCCAUGUGCAUGUUUGAGGACACUUUGCUCCUCGAAUACUCGUGGUUCGGGUCGGCCACCAAAAAACCAUUCGAUGUGUAUAAGCAAAUUUUUGGUGUGAUGGUGGAGGCGGUCAGGAAGAGGUUCCCUAACUUCAGCGAUGCAGAGGGAUCCGCAUACAUAAAAACGUUGUGCGAAUGUAAAUAA